Messenger RNA from Cylicocyclus nassatus, 555 nucleotides. The record is from the annotation of a GenBank genome assembly. Lineage: Eukaryota; Metazoa; Nematoda; Chromadorea; Rhabditida; Strongylidae.
AUGCUUCUCCCACUGGUACUCCUGGGAGUAGCAUGUGCUUACGGCCACCAUGUCGGCCAAGAGUCAGGUUAUGGAGGAACCCAGCACGAGGUUUGCGAUAAGGAACAAUCAGCGCAAAGAGAUGGACAAUCUAACCAGGGCGGAGGUGGAGGAGGUGGAGAAGAGGCAGCACAGAGCCCAGUUGCUGCUCCUGCAUCUCCAGGGAGCGUUGCUGCUCCUGCACCUGCUCCUGCUCCAAGGAGCGGCUACAACCCGUUUACAGUACCACUACAAGCUCAGUCAAGUCCAUUGUUCUUGGAAGCUCCUCCAAUGGUCCAAAGUAGCCCUCAGUCAGGAGGAGGGGGAGCUCCAAUGGCUGCCGCUCCGGUAGAUGAAGCUGCAGAAUUCGGCGUUGUGCUCACACCUAUAGGUGGAAAUAAUGGAGGUGGUGAAAGCAAUGGCCCCGUGGCUUCCGCACCUCUCAGUAGUCAGGGCGGAGCAACUGAUGGAGACAGGUCCGGACAACAAAGCGGCGGAUAUAGACGUUUCAAUCGCCAUAUGAUGCAGAUUUUCUAG